AUGGAAGCCGCCAUGCAUACAAAGGACCGGUACGCCGCGUCCAAAGUGGCCGGCGACGAGCGCAGCGCCAAGAGCACCAUCCUUGAGACCGGCGCAGCAUUGACACAGGCAAGCCGGGACUUCACGCCCGUCAAGAACAUCUGCGCCCACCUCAAUGCCUUCCACGUAUACGCCUCGGAUCCGAAUCGCAUUGUCGAGACCAACCACUACUGCGGCCACCUGACCGAAGACACAGACGUCCGGCAAUGUCUCUUGUACGACAGCCCCGAACCCGGCGCACGGCUCGUUGGCAUCGAGUACAUGAUCUCGCCCAAGCUGUACGAGACGCUGGACAGCGACGAGCGUAAGCUGUGGCACAGCCACGUCUUCGAAGUCAAGUCGGGCAUGCUUGUAAUGCCGCAGCCGUCGGCACUGGUGCCCAUGGCGGCGUGGGAGAAGGCUGAGGGCGCCGAGAUGGAGGAAGUCGUUCGCCUGUACGGUAAGGUCUUCCACACGUGGCAGGUCGACCGCGGCGACAAGAUUCCGCUCGGCCAGCCUCAGCUCAUGACCAGCAUCACCUCGGCCGACCAAGUCCCCGGCCUCGACGAGAUACUCGAUAAGCGGGACAGCCGGUUUCCGGGCACUGAUUGGCGACGGAAAAAGGAACUGCGAAAAGAUAUUCCCGAGCCCGAGAUUAACCAGGAUGCCGAUCAAACAUGGAAGAAGCAAUUAGGAAACAACACGGUGUGGCUACGAUGA
Molecule: messenger RNA, 738 nt
Organism: Lasiosphaeria miniovina
Lineage: Eukaryota; Fungi; Ascomycota; Sordariomycetes; Sordariales; Lasiosphaeriaceae
Exons: 4
Coding region: 1-738 (245 amino acids)
Source: RefSeq, a predicted model, not a curated record